AGCAGUAAUGUACGUUAUGAGAAUGUUGUGAAGAAGACUGCAAACGACAUUUCCUGUGCAUAUCGGAAAUGUGUUUCGUUCUGUUAUUGUUAGCUAGCUAAUGUUGAAUAUAAGUUAACAUAUUCGUAUAGCAAUUGUGUUAAUCGAAGUGUCAAUAUGCCUGGCUAGAUUCUAGUUUGCUGAUAAACGAGAUUACCACCUGAUAUACGUUGUCUGAGUGACACCUGCCGAAUGUAGCAACGUUACUAUUCGAAAGUUCUGGACUGUGACCAAGAUCAUGGACCAAGAUAUACAGGCAGGUGUUGCAAUUGCAUCUGUGGUUGGGGCACCGAUUGGAGCAGCUGGGUCAGAGGAGGAGGAGUCGACUGGGAUGAAAGACAUCAAAAGGACAGCAACACAGGCUUUCGUUGGGGGUGGUGGUGUUGUGCCCAAACGCAGGAGCUCUUCAAGGUCAAUUAAGAGGAAGAAGUUUGAUGAUGAGCUGGUGGAGAGCAGCCUGGCCAAGUCAUCUAGCAGGGUCAAGGGUCCACCUGUCAUCGAGCCAAUCCGCUGCUCUGGGAGCGAACCCUCAUCCAAUGAGAAGAAGAAGGUGUCCAAGUCCAGCACGGCCCUCACGCCACCCCUCACCAUGGUGAUCACCCCCCCACCCAUUGCCAAGCGGGUGAAGAAGAGUAAGCAGCCCCUCCAGAUCACUAAAGACCUGGGACGCUGGAAACCCACCGACGACCUUCUGCUCAUCAAUGCUGUGCUACAGACGACAGAUCUGACCUCUGUUCAUCUGGGGGUGAAGUUCAGCUGUCGUUUCACCCUGCGGGAGAUCCAGGAGCGCUGGUACGCACUGCUCUACGACCCCGUCAUUUCCAAGUUGGCAUGGCAGGCGAUGCGACAGCUUCAUCCGGAGGCCAUUGCUGCGAUCCAGAGCAAAGCGCUCUUCAGUCAGGCUGAGGAGGCUCUGCUGGCUAAGAUUCCCUCAAGCAGUCAGCCCAAGCUGGAGGUGUUCCAGGAGAUGCUGAGUAAGCACCCUAGUGUGUUCUACCCCUCCCGCACUCCCAAGAGCUUGCUGGUGCACUGGCAGCUACUCAAACAGUACUACCUGCUGGAGGACCAGAGUGUCCAACCUCUCCCUAAAGGCGACCAAGUCCUCAACUUCUCUGAUGCUGAGCAGCUGGUGGACGAUUCUAAGCUAAAGGAGAGCAGGGAUGAGGUGCUGGAGCAUGAGCUGAUGAUCUCUGACCGCCAUCAGAAGAAAGAGAUAAGACAGCUGGAACAGGAGCUACCACGCUGGCAGGUCCUGGUGGACAGCAUCACAGGGAUGAACUCUCCAGACUUUGACAACCAGACACUGGCAGCGCUGAGAGGCCGGAUGGUUCGCUACCUUAUGAGGUCACGAGAGAUCACCCUGGGCAGAGCCACCAAGGACAAGCAGAUAGAUGUGGAUCUGUCUCUGGAAGGACCUGCAUGGAAGAUCUCCAGGAAACAAGGGAUCAUUAAACUGAAGAACAACGGGGACUUCUUCAUAGCCAACGAAGGCCGCAGGCCCAUCUACAUAGACGGCAGACCAGUCUUGUCUGGCUACAAGUGGAAACUCAACAACAACUCUGUGGUGGAGAUUGCAGGUCUUCGUUUUGUGUUCCUGAUCAACCAGGAGCUGAUCUCACUCAUCAAGGCAGAAGCAGCUAAGAUGAACCAGCAGUGAGAGAGAGAGAGAGCCGUGCUGCCUCAGUGGAGGAGAGAGACUGGAGCAGAGGCCAAGUCACAUGCCUGUGUCUACUGCACAGCCAGCUCCUCCAUACAGAGCAACGUACAGUGGCCUCCAGUGGACACACUGUACACCACCAGGAGCCUAGUAGACGAGGUCCACAUGAAGGAGCACAGACUUGAAUGAAAGGAACCCAGAACCCUUUUGGUCAUGGUUAUACAGUGGAGUAAGAGCAGGGGACACCCACACACACACACUGAGAAUGGUGAUAUUUGGUUACAUCUCAUACCUUUCCACUGCUGGACAUUUUAGGGGGAAUCCCAUCUCAAAGACACUCAAUGAUACUUUCCUUGUAACUACAGGACCAUAAUAACACCAGUUUAGUCUUGUUUUAAAGUUUAAAUUGGCAUUCAUAUCAUGAGGUUCCACACUGCCUAUAAGACAAUGAAUUGGUUUUAAUUCUGUGUUUCCUUUUUUCCCCCCAUACAGAUUGAUUUAGGUUGAGCUGGUACAUGCAAAGAUGCAUUUAGGACCAGGAUAGGGUAUCACUUGUAAAAGUGAUAUUGUGUAUGUAUGUAUCUAUGUUAGUGCUACUUAAGCCAAAGCCAUGUAAAUGUGACAGUUUGUUAGAUUUUUGUAUGAAAGCUUGGAUUAAACUGUCAUUAGUUGAAUGUC
Coregonus clupeaformis (lake whitefish) is the source of this 2374-nucleotide messenger RNA. Its product is annotated as microspherule protein 1-like. Gene Ontology annotation, cellular component: Ino80 complex; MLL1 complex; NSL complex. Gene Ontology annotation, biological process: positive regulation of transcription by RNA polymerase II. The transcript has 15 exons. Bases 278 to 1696 code for a protein of 472 amino acids. Gene Ontology annotation, molecular function: protein binding; G-quadruplex RNA binding. The record is from RefSeq and is a predicted model, not a curated record. Lineage: Eukaryota; Metazoa; Chordata; Actinopteri; Salmoniformes; Salmonidae.